CCUAACUUCUGUGCCAAACUUGCUGCACAACUUUUUCAGGACUUGUCCCACAAUGUACUUUCACGAUCCAGAUUCUGUGCUUCUGUUCUGAGUAACGUUCCAGCAGGCAGGAUGCUGGGGAGGGUGCGGCCAACACGAAACUCUGCUGGAACAUUGAUCAGGCUGGAGAGCCAGAAAAUACACCUGAAAAAUAUUUGUCUGCAAUAUCAGCUGUAUCUUCUUCUCAACAGCCACUUCCUUUGCCUUUUAAAGAAUGAGUUGGGACUAAUCAUCAUCUUCCUAUGUGCUUAUGUACCAAAGACAGCAGCAGGUCAUUGCAAGUGGGAGGAAGUCCUGAAAGACCUGGAGCAGAUCAAGACAUCCAAAGACAUUGAUGUCAGUUUAUAUACGGCAAACACAGAUGAGGAUAAAGAAUGCCAAGAACCUGUAAUGCGAUGCUUUUUCUUAGAGAUGAAAGUGAUUCUUCACGAAUGUUUUAUCAAAAAUUGUAGUAAAACACAGGACGUAUUGAACAUAUGUAAAAAUGGAAAUGCAAGCUUACAAAACAACAAGUUGCAUUCCAUUACAUCAGCAAAAUGCAAAGAAUGUGAAGAAUAUGAAGAAAAGAAUUUUACAGAAUUUAUACAGAGUUUUGUAAAGGUUAUACAGAACGAAUGCAAACACUGAUCAAAAGACACAAGCUGGGAACCAAGAUUCUUCCGUGAACUUCCUCAAAGAAAUUAGAUUAUCACCAGCAAUAUACUGGAAAGAACAUCACUUACACUCUUGCUUACGUAGCAUAACAAACAAAGAAUAAUAAAAUUCCUGUAAUUCA
This is a messenger RNA of Tyto alba (common barn owl), 814 nucleotides long. It is a transcript of the gene IL15, whose product is annotated as interleukin 15. NCBI's taxonomy places the organism in Eukaryota, Metazoa, Chordata, Aves, Strigiformes, Tytonidae. Gene Ontology annotation, cellular component: extracellular region. The coding region runs from base 112 to 666 and encodes 184 amino acids. Gene Ontology annotation, molecular function: cytokine activity; cytokine receptor binding. The transcript has 7 exons. Gene Ontology annotation, biological process: neutrophil activation; positive regulation of T cell proliferation; positive regulation of immune response. The record is from RefSeq and is a predicted model, not a curated record.